AAAGUUGUAUUCACUGAUCGGUGAUCGCGUACAAUUCGUUUGUUAUUUUACUUACGAUUUUCACCAAGUUUUUAUCAAAGACCAAAGUAUUAAACUGUUCAUGUUCUACUCGAUUUGACGAUUCAUCUUGAGAAAUCAGACCGUGAAUAAUUAAAAAUCGUCGUGGGACUUUUAGAAUUGAACAAUCAAUUACCAGGCCCUUGCGAACGACCACAAUAUGUCGUCUUCUUUUGAUGAGAUCAAAAACUUGUACCAAACGUUGAAAACAGAAUGGAAUAAAAAGAAACCAGAUUUUAAACAAUGCAACAAUAUAUUGUUACAAAUCAAGGUUGGAAUGACAAAACAUACCUUUUUACCGACUUCUAAUGUGGAAGCCUCUCAAAAGGAAUACCUUUUAGCUAGAGACAUCUUAGAAGUUGGGGUACAAUGCAGUAUUGCCAUGCACGAUAUUCCAUCUUUUGAGCGAUACAUGGCACAACUCAAGUGUUAUUAUUUAGACUAUAGGGACAAAUUACCAGAGUCUGCUAACCAAUAUCAUUUAUUAGGUCUAAACUUACUGUUCUUAUUGUCUCAAAAUCGAGUAGCUGAAUUUCAUACAGAAUUGGAGCUUCUCCCAUAUGAUAUUGUACAAACCAAUACAUAUAUUAAGCAUCCGGUUGCUUUAGAACAAUAUUUGAUGGAAGGCAGCUAUAACAAAAUAUUUCAAGCAAAGAGUAAUGUGCCAUCCGAUACAUAUAAUUUUUUUAUGAACAUAUUGUCAAACACACUUCGUAAUGAAAUUGCUGAAUGUUUACAAAAAGCAUACAAAAAAGUAUCUAUAAAUUCUGCUACUAAAAUGUUGAACUUUAACAGUACAAAUGAAACUAAUGAUUUUGCUAAAAAGAAAAAUUGGAUUUUGGGUCAAGAUGGUUACUAUGUAUUCCACCUCGAAGAAGAGAAGAAAGCAGUAGAACCUUUGCCUGCAUUACAGAUUGCUGAUUAUGCUAUUCACUAUGCUAAAGAGUUAGAAACUAUAGUUUAAUAAAUUAAAUUACUAUACAUGGAUUUUUUUUUAUUGAUUAUUUGAAAUUAAAUAAAGUUAAGAAAUAUCAAAUUGUUUUAUACUAAUAUAAUAGUUUGGAAGUUUUGUUUUUCAAAUUAUUUUGUAUAUAAAUAAUUAAAUAUAAAAAUAAUUUGUAACACCACAUCAUACUUUUUGUAAUUAUAUGGUAAACAAUUCAGAAAAACA
Molecule: messenger RNA, 1228 nt
Organism: Aphis gossypii (cotton aphid)
Lineage: Eukaryota; Metazoa; Arthropoda; Insecta; Hemiptera; Aphididae
Gene: Rpn12
Product: 26S proteasome non-ATPase regulatory subunit 8
Exons: 7
Coding region: 218-1021 (267 amino acids)
Biological process (GO): proteasome-mediated ubiquitin-dependent protein catabolic process
Cellular component (GO): proteasome regulatory particle; nucleus; cytosol
Source: RefSeq, a predicted model, not a curated record